CAGUUAUUCGUUACUGUUCUUGUGUUUGUGGGGAUGAUGUGUUCUAUUCAUGUUUUGUCAUUAUUUGUUUAAUUAAUCUGAGUUUUAGAUGUGAGUUGGAACUUGUUUUGGGGAAGAAGAUUAUUUUAACAAGCUGUGACUAUUCAUUAUUUUGACAGGACCACCGACAGGCAUGGAGGCCACUUGCAGAGGGAGAGCUGCUCUUGGAAACAAUUCUAUAAAUAGAUAUUUCAUCAAGAACAAGGUUAAGAUAGUUAUAUAGCAUCUUUUAAUUUCAACAAAUUUUUGGUUAGUAGAAAAAAAUUACAUAUUGAGCAGCCAACAGGGGAUGGUAGCGAGUGGCGAGGCUUAGGCACCAACUGAGCUGAACGACGCGUCAGUUGAUGCAGUUCUAAGGAAAAUCCUCAAAGAUUUUGGAGAAAGCAUGGAGUGCAAAGUAUGUCUAGACGCCUAUAAUGACUGCGAGAAAAGACCUCGCAAUCUGCCGUGUGGCCACAGCUUCUGCUCCUCUUGUAUUGAAGACCUCAUAAGGCAAGGAAUGCUCACUUGCCCAAAUUGUCGAGCCAGACACACCUGUUCGGAUGUCACAAACUUCCCAUUUGCUUAUGAGCUAGAAGAACUGAUAAACAAGAUGAGGAUGUCAACCCUCGGCGGCAGGUCCCGUCAAGAGGAGAGAAAGAUCAUCCUGAUUCAAGAGGAGCAAGAAGCUCUUUUGAAGAGUAGUAUAUCCAGCUGUAAGGAGAUGCUGCUUCAGCUCAAAAAGUACAAGAGUAGCUUAGGCGAAUGGGUGGUAGAACACCAGGACCUCGUUCUAGAGCUCACUGCAUUGGCAGAGGCUAACAGGAACAUCCAGCAGCUUUUGAAAAAAGAAGAAGAUUGUGCCUCUGUGUGUCUUGGGGAAGGAGAAGAUAAGAAGCAGAUGUUAUUGUUGGCAGAAGAGGCCUUAGCAGCAGCCAGAACGCCACAGGAGGUGGUAGCUGCCAUAGACGAUGGUGAGUGUUGUCGUGUAGCAGCAGAGGACUGGGCCAAGAAGUGCCAGGAGGUCUUCCCAAAUGUCACUGCUGUUUAUAGGUCUGUCAAGGUUCGAACAUCCACCAAGAAGGCCCUGAAGAUGAUCACACAAGAGACUGGAGAAGAUAUGAGCUCACCAGUUAUCGUUUCUGAUGAAGGAGGCGCUGUAUCCAUCCAUUUUGGAGGUCCUCCGGCUAUCACUUCCACAGGAGAGGCAGAGAGUGCUGCCGAGCCCUUGCCAAGCAUACUCCACAGGUUUCACAACCUUGUUGGAAUGGAACCUUUGACAGUAGAGAGCCUCCGUGAACUAGCUAUGCCUGUGCGGCAUUUGGUGGAAUGUGGGCAGGUGGUUGCCGUUCAGCACAGCCUUGGACACCCACGCUAUGCCAGGGUGUCUUUGCACAAUGACACACUCUGCCUUCACCACCUGCAGGACAACCCCCCUCCCACCAAUACCCACAUUGUUCCUUACAAUGAACUGUUGAAUCAUGUGGACAGUGCUUCCACUUUGGUCUUCCUGGAGAUGUCAUGGCCAGGGUCUACCCUGAGACGGCUCUACAUUCGGCUGAGCCCUGACACCCUUCGUGGAAAACAGUUCCGCCUGUUGUGCACGGGCGAGGAAGGGCCGUCCUACGCCAGUACCAGACUUCUGAAGGUCGUGAACAAGGGCAAACCAGGCGAAUGUGUGAGGGGAGGAGAUUACGACAACAACGAUGGGACUGGUGGGGCUGCCAUCAUUGUGGGAUUAACUCGUGGGGGGGAGUACAUGCGGUCCGACAAUGCAGGAGCCGUCUGGGGCCGGUGGGGUGAUGAGUGCCGUGGUGGCCAGUUCUACAUCACCACCAGAUCCCGGCCUGGGGCAGCCCUUCUGACAGUUUUUGGCCAGGUGGAGAGUGGGCUUGAAACUCUCAAGUCAGCCGUUAAUCUGCCAGACAUAGGACGCAUGGCUGUCAAUGAUUGCGGUCUGGUGGUGCCACACUGAGGAUAUUGCCUCAUUUCUUCACAGAGGAUGAAGUAGUUUUGUAAUGCCAUACUACAGUGGACAAAAUUAUGCCGUCUCAUAGGGAUGCCAUGCUGUCGGAAACAGUGAAGUAACAGUCGGGUGACUUUUUCUUACAGAGAUAUAUUAGAAGUAGAGGAGCUCAAAAAUACUGUUAAUAGAAUUAUGAAGUGCAAUUCACUAUUCUGAAUGACAUUACUCAUCAGGGAGUAUGAAUAACAUUUUCUAGUCAUAACUUCAAAUAGAUGUUAUUAUCAUAUAUUGAAAUAUAUUUGCAGAUGUAAAUAGAAAUAUUAUUUCUAAUCUUGUUUUUCUAGUCAUUUAUCUUUCUUAAUUAUUUUCUCACAUUUUUAAGUAUGUACUCUGUGAAGUAUUACAAUUUAACUCAA
Penaeus vannamei (Pacific white shrimp) is the source of this 2400-nucleotide messenger RNA. Lineage: Eukaryota; Metazoa; Arthropoda; Malacostraca; Decapoda; Penaeidae. The record is from RefSeq and is a predicted model, not a curated record.